AUGCUGCCCAGCAGAGGCGUCCUCCGAUCCCUCCCCUCGGCGAGGGCGACCAGCAGCAUAUCCAGCCAAGCCAUCUCUAGGUCACACAGACGACUCGGCGAUGGACGUAACUUCAGCUCCCUGCGCACCACCGCCAGCGGCGCUGCCCCCUGGGCCGGCUUGAGGUCCUCAAGCGGCAGACUCGCCGGCACCGUGGCCAUCGGCGGCGCCCUCCAGACCCGACGAGCCAUCUCCCUCUGGGGCAAAUCCGAGCCCGCACCCCAACAACCAGCCCAAAUCCAGACACCACCGGCACCCUCACCACCCGUCCAGCCCGCCGCCGAAACCGCCGCCGCCGCCGAGCCCGUCUCCAUCCCCGCUGAGCCGUCAACCCUCGUCGACCCGACGGCCUCCUCCCUCCCCUCCAUCGACGCCGCCACCCUCCUCGACCUCCCCGAGCAGAUCGGCUACCUCAAGACCCUCGGCCUCGACUUCGGCUGGGGCCCCUCCUCCGUGAUGCAGUGGGCCCUCGAGCACGUCCACGUCUACUCCGGCCUGCCCUGGAUCGGCUCCAUCACCGUCACCGCCGUCCUCCUCCGCCUCCUCCUCCUCAAGCCCCUCCUCAAGGCCCAGGAGACCUCCGCUAAGCUCCAGCUCGUCCAGCAGAACCCGCAGUACGAGGCGCUGAAGAAGGCCUCCGUCGAGGCCCUCAGCAUGGGCGACACGGCACGCACGCAGGAGCUCCGCCGCGACCUCGCCACGAUGAACAAGCGCGCCGGCGUCAACCCCUUCAACGCCGCCUGGGGCUUCCUCCAGAUCCCCUUCGGCUACGGCAUGUUCCGCGUCCUCAAUGGCGCCUCCAGCAUCCCCGUCCCCGGCUUCGAGAACGGCGGCUUCGGCUGGAUCACAGACCUCUCCGUCCCCGACCCGCUGUACAUCCUCCCCAUCCUCGGCCCCAUUUCCAUGUUCGCCAUGAUGAAGACCGCCGGCGCAAACGCCUCCCCGCAACAAAAGGCCCAACAAAAGAUCCUCAUGUGGGUCAUCGGCCCCAUCUCCGUCGUCGUCACCCUGUACCUCCCCGCCGCCGUCCAGUGGUACUUCUUCGUCUCCGGCCUCAUCGGCGUCGUCCAGAACUACACCCUCACCCGCCCCGCCAUCCGCCGCGCCCUCGGCCUCCCCGUCGUCGGGCCCUCGGGCGGCCGCAGAUACAACGGCGGCAGCAUCUCCACCACCGCUACCUACCAGGCGCCCUCCCCGCGCCCGGGCUCCGAGGACGGCUCCAUCAAGGGCGUCGUGUCCAGCAUCCAGCAGACGAUCCACAACGCAAGGGGCGGCGCGGGCGACUACCUCGAGGCCCAGGAGAAGAAGGCCGCCGCCAAGGAGGCUGCGGCGCGGGCGGCGCUGCUGAAGAAGGCGCAGAGAGAGGAGAUGUACGGCCGACGGAGGUAG
Molecule: messenger RNA, 1428 nt
Organism: Colletotrichum chrysophilum
Lineage: Eukaryota; Fungi; Ascomycota; Sordariomycetes; Glomerellales; Glomerellaceae
Exons: 3
Coding region: 1-1428 (475 amino acids)
Biological process (GO): protein insertion into mitochondrial inner membrane from matrix; mitochondrial respiratory chain complex IV assembly
Cellular component (GO): mitochondrial inner membrane
Molecular function (GO): membrane insertase activity
Source: RefSeq, a predicted model, not a curated record